AUGGAUUCCAAUGCCAAUGCCAAUGCCAAUUCUCCAACCAACACCCUCGACCCGAUAGUCAUCGCCGCUAGAGGCAAUGAAAUCACAGGGCUCGACAUCUUCCAAAAAACGGAAGACGACUUUGAGCUACCCAGAGUAGGAGAGCUCAUGUCACAAAUGCACGCAGACCAACCCACUGGCGGAAUAGACAUGGUCUACGGAAAGACAGACACCCAGCAUCUCCGCUUUUGGAAAGCCAAUCCAAGCAAGUCAUCCGAAUCAUCCAAAGCCCCGAUUAUCGUCUUCGUGCAUGGCGGCAGUUGGCGAUCAGGGACGAACCUGGAUUCCAUCGGAUCUACCAAAGUUGGUCAUUUGACCGAGCUAGGCUAUGCCUUUGCGAGUAUCAACUAUACACUCUUCCCCACCGUGACGGUGGAAGAACAAGUACAAGAGAUAGCCAAUUCGAUCAACUAUCUCGUGAAGAAUGCAUCCGAUCUUUCUAUCGACCCCGAACGAGUCGUCCUCAUGGGCCACAGUUCCGGUGCACACGUCGUCACCCUCCUAGGAACGGAUACUCGCUACCUCGAACGAGCGGGAACCAGCGUCUCCAUCGUGCAAGCCGUCAUCGCCCUCGACGGCUCAAACUACAACGCCGCAGCCGAACUCAACGAUAACCCCGGCCAGAUUGCGGACCACAUGCUUGACGCCUUCGGUACUGAUUUAGCCCGAUUACACGACAUGUCACCGACAUAUCAUGCCCGCGCACCCAAUGCCCAUGCAUUCUUGCUUCUGCAUACUCAUAGACAUGGGGAUAUUCGGCAGGGAGUUGAGUUUGUUGCGGCGUUGAAAGCUGCGGGGACGGAGGCUGUUUUGCAUGUUUUUGAAGGGCAAGGGUUUGAGGGCCAUAUGCAGGUAUUGCUUCGAUUGGGGGAUAGGAAGUAUCCUGCGACAGUGGUGAUGGAUAGUUGGCUUGAGGGGAACGUUCCGGUGAAUUGA
This is a messenger RNA of Penicillium cataractarum, 975 nucleotides long. Its product is annotated as alpha/beta hydrolase. Lineage: Eukaryota; Fungi; Ascomycota; Eurotiomycetes; Eurotiales; Aspergillaceae. The record is from RefSeq and is a predicted model, not a curated record. Bases 1 to 975 code for a protein of 324 amino acids. The transcript has a single exon.